This is a messenger RNA of Ceratotherium simum simum (southern white rhinoceros), 1566 nucleotides long. NCBI's taxonomy places the organism in Eukaryota, Metazoa, Chordata, Mammalia, Perissodactyla, Rhinocerotidae. The record is from RefSeq and is a predicted model, not a curated record.
GGCCUUGGAGCCCCGCCCCUGACGAACUACAGCUCCCGGUAGGCCUCGCGGCAGCGCAUACAGUGCUGAAGGUAGUUGCCGUGGAGUUGCGCUGAGUAACCCUAAGGCAGUGGGACGCCGAGGCUGGAGGGGAAGCAACUGCGGGGGGUAUUUCCAUUUUAACAGGGAACAAUCCCUGAAGCCAAAGGAAUGAAUCCCUAAUGGUGAGGUUUCAGGCAUCAGUGACAGGCUGAACCCCGGCCUAUGCUUACACCUGACAAAUGACGGCCUGAGCUAUGAGUAAACAGGACUAUACGAACACUUCGGUGCAGGAGCCCCCUCUUGACUACUCCUUCCGAAGCAUCCACGUGAUCCAAGAUCUGAUAAGCGAGAAGCCAAGGACAGGGCUACGACCACUAAGGCACUCCAAGUCAGGGAAGUCACUGACGCAGUCCCUGUGGCUGAAAAACAAUGUCCUCAAUGACCUGAAAGACUUCAAACAUGUGGUUUCCCAGCUGCUGGAGCAUCCGGAGAACCUGGCCUGGAUCGACCUGUCCUUCAAUGACCUGACUUCCAUUGACCCUGUCCUGACAACCUUUUUCAACCUGAGUAUCCUCUAUCUCCAUGGCAACAGCAUCCAGCGUCUGGGAGAGGUGAAUAAGCUGGCUGUCCUCCCUCGGCUCCGGAGCCUGACACUCCAUGGGAACCCCAUAGAGGAAGAGAAGGGGUAUAGUCCCUUGUUCUCAUCUACUGCAAUCUUUCUGGAUAUGAACGUACAUUGAGCCCAUCAGCUGCAAAUCCCUGCUGGCAUUAUGUCAGCUGCAAAUUGCAUAAGCAGACCUGCUGGGUAUCUAUCCAAGCCAUAAAGAGCAAAGGUGCCCAGGACAAAGCCAAGGACAAGGGGCCCAUCCUGGCUAAUGCUGACUCACCAACCCUGAGUGCCAGACCACCAGCCUCCUCAGUGGUCCAUUCUAGGCCUAUCUCAGUUCCUACCACAGACUUUCCCACUGCAGGCUCCCAGCUCCCCUGCCCACAACACCACAACUCUCCUUAUAGAGGGCCACUUCCUCCUGCCCUGCCUGCCCCACCCAAGGCAGGCCCAGACUUUUCACAUUACUCUUCCUUCUCAAGCCGAAGUUGCCCAAGUGUCCUCAGUUCCCAACAGCACGAGACAGAAGCUGUGGGCCUCUGCCCCACCACCUCCCAACUCCUAGACACCCGUCCUCCUCCCUAAACUACAGGCUAAGUAUUAAAGAGCUAGAAAGACAAAAUGCUGCCAAACAUUAAACUAUCCCUAAGGAAAGCUGGCUCCGUAAUGAAGCCCGAGUUUGCUUCCUAUGUGUCCCUCCUUGCCCCAGCCCCACUUCAGACAGAUCGUCCUGCAGGACAGGGCAGUUUCUCCCCUAUCGGGUUCUUCAAGAACAAGGGUGUUUUCCUGAGGCCUAGACUCCCAGAAGAGGCCAUGCUACCCCAUGAGAGUGGACAGAUAACAUCGCCCCACCCCCAAAGGGCAAGUGGAGCAUGGGGGAGGUUUUUCACACCAAAGUUUGUCCCUCAGUGUCAACCCAUGAGUCAGGGUUUCACUGU